Schizophyllum commune H4-8 is the source of this 1366-nucleotide messenger RNA. RefSeq names its product Zn-dependent exopeptidase. Gene Ontology annotation, molecular function: metalloexopeptidase activity. The coding region runs from base 106 to 1299 and encodes 397 amino acids. The record is from RefSeq and is a predicted model, not a curated record. The transcript is spliced from 6 exons. Gene Ontology annotation, biological process: proteolysis. NCBI's taxonomy places the organism in Eukaryota, Fungi, Basidiomycota, Agaricomycetes, Agaricales, Schizophyllaceae.
UUCAAGUCCAUCUUUCCUCUACUCGGGCUUGCCGCAGCCGCGGCUGCGUACUCUCAGCAGCCUCUCGGGGUAGGAUACGAUGUGACCGCGCGGUCCGUAUCGGCCAUGACGGCUGCCCAGCGCGAGCAGCUCAUGCUUGAACUCUGGAAGGGCUUCGACGUGGUUGAGAUCAUGCACCUGACGGGACAUGGUGACGGGCUUGACGAGGAGCGCUUGGUGCAUGUAUUUGGGGAGGAUGAGCCCCGUAGGAUGACCGAGGGCGACAAGCUCAGGCUGAAGCAGCAAGGGCUCGAGUUCAUGGACAUCACCGAGCACCCUACCCUCGGCGCCCUCAACGCACAACGUCCUCAGCGUUUUGUGAACCCUGACCGCAGCAUCUCGGCCCAAAACUCAGAUGCCGUACGCGCCCUCCUCGCCGGCGAGAUCACCACGGACCACAUGCGCGCCGACAUCGCGAAGCUGAGCUCCUUCUGGACGCGCAGCUAUCGCAGCAACUGGGGCCUGCUCUCCAGCAACUGGGUCUUCGACCACGUCUCAUCCAUCAUCGCCGCGAACCCCUCGGACAAGACUCGAACCACAGUCACCAAGUUCCCGCACAAGUUCGUGCAGAACUCCGUCGUCCUGCGACUGGAUGCGACAGACGACACUACGCCCGACGAAGAGAAGGAGCUUGUCAUCGUUGGCGCGCACCAGGACUCGCUGAACUACCGGCUACCCUUCUUCCGCGCGCCUGGGUCGGAUGACGAUGGCUCGGGGACAGUAACGGUGUUCCAAAUUCUGCGCUCGUUGGUGGAGCAGGAGUUUGUGCCACCGAAGGGUAUUGCGGUCGAGUUCCACUGGUACGCGGCCGAGGAGGGUGGACUGCUCGGCUCGCAAGACGUGGCCGCGUUCUAUGAGGCGGCGGGGACGAAGGUCAAGGGGAUGUUGCAGAUGGACAUGACCGCCUUCGUCAAGUCCGGCACCGAGCCCAAGAUCGCCUUCUUCCAGGACCAGGUCGACAAGAACCUGACCACCUUUGCCACCAAGCUCGUCGAGGCGUACUCCCCGCUGCCGUGGAACAUGACCACCUGCGGCCCGCGCUGCGGCUCAGACCACAUGUCGUGGACCAAGGCAGGAUAUCCGGCCAUCUUCGCGACCGAGGGUUUCUUCGAGGACUUCCCUCAACACGCCAUCCACACCAUCAAGGACGAUGUCGAGGCGUACGACGCGGGGUACGACAGCGGCGCAUACGACUUCGACCACAUGUUGGAGUUCGUGAAGCUGGGCAUCGCGUUCGUCGCCGAGCUGUCGGUCGCGUAGCAAUAGACAUGUCCUGUUGAACGGGCGGAAGGGGAUUUCCUUGGAUAUAAUUCGGGUUGAUGGUGAA